AUGCCUACUGACAUCGACAGUAGGCCGGAAUCAGAAGAAUCCAGUUUCGAAUCCCCGGAGCAGGACAAUCAGACCGAAGCAAUUCAGUUGGCCGAAGAUAAUACAGAAAGAUGUGUCAGCAUCGGGCUAGGGCUUGAGCCGGAUGUCCGCGCUGAACUACUCCGUCUCCUUCGCGCCAACGAAGAAGUGUUCGCUUUCUCGGCAGCAGAAAUGCCCGGGAUUGAUCCGAAUUAUAUCUCCUAUCAGCUUAACGUCGACCCCACAAGCCGACCCAUUAAGCAGAAAAAGCGGAAUUACUCCGCACAAAAGAACCUUGAAAUUGCAGCUGAAGUCAGAAAACUCUUGGAUGCUGGGUUCAUCGAACCUUGUCAGUAUCCGGAAUGGCUGGCCAACGUUGUAAUGGUUCAGAAGGCCAAUGGCAGCUGGAGAAUGUUCAUCUCCAAGGCCUCGGAUAAAGGUCUACCCUUCUUCAAUGCGCUCAAACUUCCCAAAUCAAAAGAGCUCAAUUGGGGAGACGAGCAAAAGCAAGCCUUUCAGCAACUCAGAGAGCACCUGGCACAACUUUCAACGCUGGCAAGACCAGCCGAGGGAGACACCUUGUAUUUAUAUGUGGCAGUAAGCCCGGCCUCAGUAAGUGCAGUGCUACUGAGAGAAGAAGAAAAAACCCAACAGCCGAUCUACUUCGUUAGUCAUACUUUGACGGGAGCCGAGACUCGCUAUCCCUUACUCGAAAAAGUGGCAUAUGCAGUGGUGGUAGCUGCUCGGAAGUUAAGACCCUAUUUCGACUCUCAUCAGAUAGUGGUUCUAACUGAUCAGCCGCUGGAAAAAGUCCUCGGAAAAGUGGAAAAAUCUGGCAGAUUAACAAAGUGGGCCUUCGAGCUCACUGAGUUCAGUAUCAAUUACCAGCCGAGGGCAGCAAUAAAGGCGCAAGCCUUGGCGGAUUUCUUGGCCGAGUGUUCUUACCAAGAGACGCUCAACGAGGAAAAGAAAAUAUGGACCGUUUUCACGGAUGGAUCUGCCACUGUGAAUGGUUCGGGGGCAGGGGUUGUCAUAACCUCACCCGAAGGAAAAACCUUCGAGUAUGCACUGAAGUUCUCCUUCAAAGCUUCGAACAACGAAGCCGAAUAUGAGGCCGCCAUUGCAGGCUUGGAACUAUGCAUCUCGUUGGAGGCAGAACAUAUCUGCCUCAAAACAGACUCUCAACUCGUUGCAAAUCAGAUUAAAGGCGAGUAUGAAGCCAAAGAACCUUCUAUUGUGGCUUAUCUCGCAAAAAUCAAAAGCAUCAUUGCCCAGCUGAGAACUGUUGAAGUUGAGCUGAUCCCAAGGGGUCAAAAUGCUCAAGCCGACGCACUCUCCAAAUUAGCAAGCUCAACCCUGACUGAGCUGAACAGAUCUGUCUAUGUGGAGGUGCGCCGAGGGAAAAGUGUUGGCGAAGCAGCUUCCGUCUGCAACGCUACACCAGAGCCGAGCUGGAUGGAUCCCAUCCUCGCUUACAAGCUCAGGGAAGAACUUCCCGAGGAUAAGAAGUUGGCUUCAAAAAUAAAGAGGAUAAGCUCCAGAUUCAUUGUUUUCGGCAGCCAGCUUCUCAAAAAAUCCUUCUCCGCGACAUUGCUGAAAUGUGUAGGCCCGAUAGAUGCAGAUUACAUUCUUCGAGAAAUACACCUCGGCAUCUGCGGUAACCACAUUGGCGGAAGAACCUUAGCUCAUAAAGCUCUAAGGACAGGGUACUUUUGGCCAACAAUGAUCUCGGAUGCAAAAUGCCUGGUCCAGAAAUGCGAAAAAUGUCAAAAAUUCGCUCCGGUUAUUCAUAGGCCAUCUAGAGAUCUUCAGCCGGUCCUCAAUCCCCUUCCAUUUGCGCAGUGGGGACUGGACAUUUUGGGUCCUUUUCCCGAGGCUCCAUAUAAGAAAAAAUGGCUGAUAGUUGGCAUCGACUAUUUCAGCAAAUGGGUUGAAGCCGAAGCAGCUUCAAACAUUACCGAGCAAACUGUCAGACAGUUCAUCUGGCAGAAUAUCAUAACCCGGUUCGGCAUUCCUAAAGUCUUCGUGUUCGACCAUGGGAGGCAGUUCGACAACUUACCUCUGCGCCGAUACACAGAUCAAUUCGGAAUCAAACUGGCCUACUCUGCGGUCUGUCAUCCACAGAGCAAUGGCCAAGCCGAAGCCGCAAAUAAGCAAAUCCUCAAUGCUCUCAAGAAAAGAGUAGAGGAUCAAAAGUCCAAGUGGAUAGAGGAGCUUCCAGGAACCCUCUGGUCACUUCGGACAACCGAAAAAGAAGCAACGGGCCAUACACCCUUCCAACUAGUGUAUGGAUCCGAGGCAGUGCUUCCAGUGGAAGUAGGCUCAGAAAGUCUCCGAGUUAGUCUCUUCUCAGCCGAGGAAAAUGACCAAGUCAAGAAAGAAUCCCUUGACUUCCUUGACGAGAUCAGGGACUCAGCUCGGGAAAGAAUGGCUGCCUAUAAACUCAGAAUAAGCAAGUCCUACAAUCGAAAAGUCUAUCAAAGACCUCUUAAAAUUGGGGACUUAGUUCUGAGAAAUGCUGCAGCUGUGCUGAAGCAAAAGAAAAGGCAAAAAGCAGAUGCGGGAUGUAACAAGCUAAGCUGA
This is a messenger RNA of Chenopodium quinoa (quinoa), 2601 nucleotides long. RefSeq lists its product as uncharacterized. The coding region runs from base 1 to 2601 and encodes 866 amino acids. The record is from RefSeq and is a predicted model, not a curated record. The transcript is spliced from 3 exons. Gene Ontology annotation, biological process: DNA integration. Lineage: Eukaryota; Viridiplantae; Streptophyta; Magnoliopsida; Caryophyllales; Amaranthaceae. Gene Ontology annotation, molecular function: RNA-DNA hybrid ribonuclease activity; nucleic acid binding.